Solea solea (common sole) is the source of this 2528-nucleotide messenger RNA. RefSeq names its product RPGRIP1 like (gene rpgrip1l). The transcript has a single exon. NCBI's taxonomy places the organism in Eukaryota, Metazoa, Chordata, Actinopteri, Pleuronectiformes, Soleidae. The record is from RefSeq and is a predicted model, not a curated record. Gene Ontology annotation, cellular component: photoreceptor connecting cilium. Bases 204 to 2357 code for a protein of 717 amino acids. Gene Ontology annotation, biological process: non-motile cilium assembly; retinal rod cell development.
UUUCAGUAUCCUCAUCUCCUGUCAUUUCCUUAUUUCCUCUCCUCCUCCUCCUCUCCACAUGUUGUCUUUGAUGUGGUUAGUAGUGCUGUUUAACACCACAACCACAGAUGUAGUGGUGCAGAUCCAAGGCAAAUCAUUCUGCCUUUAAUCUCUACAACAUUUAGAGGCAUAGUAAAUACAUUUUUUCUAUUUACAAUUGAGAAAUGUUUACUCGUGCUGAUGAAACAGCAAUAGAUGACAUGUCCCAACUCAAAGCUGUUUUACAAGACCUGACGAUUCAUCAGAAUGCUCGGGGGCGACCAGAUAUCACUCGAUUGUCCAGGAAGGAGCUGGAGGACUGGUUCUGGCGCCUCUAUGACGAGUCCCUGCUCUAUAAGCAGCAUUCUAACAAACAGGAUGACAUGAUCAAGAAGCUCAGUACUAAAGUGAUGAGGCUGAAGAAGGAUCAAGGUCGUAUGGAGCAGCUGGCAGCAGGAGGAGCCCGGGCAGUCUCUAAAGUUCGAAACAAGGACAUGGAGGAGAUGUUAGAGGAGCUCCAGGAGAAGGUGCAGCAACUCCAAACUGAGAAUGAGCGACUGAAACAGCGUCUUCUCGUGGCCAAACACCAGUUACUGAACUCACAAACCAGCAGGUCACGCCCAAACAAACAAGUCCAUUCUCAAAUCAACUCUGGAUUGAAGAAGAGAACUGAUUCCCCGUCACUUGCUCAUACACCAUUGAGCCAGCUGAAGGAGGCAAGGGCCAAGAUCCACAAUCUUGAGAAUGUAAUAGAGUCUCAGCGGAGCCACAUGGAGGAGAUGGAUGCAGAGUUGGAGCAGCUGAAGGAGGCACUGAGGAAGGAGGCAGAGAAAAAUGAAAAUAGACUUCUGCAGGCACAGAUGAUCAACAAACUCAAGGAACACGUCAGCAACAACUUGACGCAGAUCCAACUGCAAAAGCAGCUGACCGACAAGUCCAAUACUGUCACUGCAUUGGAAGGUCAACUACAAGAGCAUAAGCAGACACUGAAGGCAGCGUUGCAGAAGUUGGACGAGCUGUCAGAGCAGCUCAAACAUGAGAGGCUGAAGAGUCGGGAACUGGAGAACUGGCUGCAGAUCUCCAACAACAAGUUGGAGCUGCUGCCGCAGCAGUUGAAUGAGGUGGAGCAGGAAAAAGAUCAGCUGAAGGAGAACUAUAACAAACUGCUGGACAGCAUCUUUGAUGCAUCUCAGCAACAGAAAUGGCAGGUCCAGGAGCAGCAGCUGAGGUUACAGAUCAUGCAGCUGGAGACGGACCUGAAGGCCGACCUUGAUGACAAAAAUAAAAUCCUCCAGAAGCUCAAGACUGAGCAGGAGACACAAGAGAAACUUGCAAAAGAAAACAAAAAACUUCAGUUUCAGUUUCUGGAGCAGAAGCAAGAAAUGGACAAACUGAUAGAUUGUUUAAAAGACUACAGCAAGGAGAGUGAACCAUGCAAGGAGAGAUGUGACCUGAGUGUCAUGGCGCAGGUGGAGGACAGAAGGAGCAGUAAAACAGAGAGCUGCAUCCAAGAGCUUCAAUCUGCUCAAUCGAAAACCAUCCGGGAACUGAGCGUGGGGUCGCUCCUUUGGACAAAGAACAACUACAUGGCAGAGCUGAAGGCAGCACAGCAAAAGAUGGACAGUGACAGUGUUCAUGAACAGCAGCAGCUGGAGAUUCUGACUCAGCAGAUUAAUACAAGCACUGCAAAUACAAAGAUUGUGCAAGCUCAUCUUAGGGAAACCACCUACAGCCCAAAGAGACACAUCUUCAGACAAGAAAUGACAGACUGUGCUGAGGGGGACAAGUUUGGUAAAAGGCUUCACCUGAAGUGUGAAGUCCUUGUUGAGCUUCAGAUAGUCUGUGCCAGUCUGUCUCCAUCCCUCCUGGAGGCACUGGGUGACAGCAAGCCAUACACCAUCUGUACCUACUCCUUCUACUUGUUUGAGCUGCAGUCCACUCCAGUGAUGAAAGGCCACAGACCCAAGUACAACUACAAAUCCAAGUAUAUGGUAAACAUGGACAAACACUUCCUUAACUACCUCAGCACAGAAUCUGUCACCAUCAACCUGCAUCAGGCCAUGGGUAUGGACUGUAGGAAUCUGGCGAAAGCACAGCUUCGACUGCAGCAGCUGCUCAAGCAGGAUAGUAAAGUCCACGGGACGAUAAACUUGGUCAGUGCUGAGUUGGGGACUGUCGGCUCAGUGGAUUACUGGAUGAGACUCACGGCAGAACCCAGCCGUCUGAUAAAGGGCAAUCAGGGGGCAGGGGGCGACUUCAGCUUUGCUCUGAAGGCACCACAGUCUCCGCAUGGAUUUGUUGCCAAGCAUUCAUGUUUGUUAAUUCCACCACUGCAGUAACCUGGUGAUUUUGACCAUAUCUGCUAUUUUAUGUCGUGUUGAAAGUGAAUGAGAAGAAAAGGCAAAGGAAAGACAAUUGGGCAGUAAUGUAAAAAUAUAGAUGCCAACUGUCUUAAAACACACAAAAGAACAAUGACAACAACAAGCUGGAAGAAGAGGCAAAGGAAAGAA